UUUGGAUACUUUUUUUUGCUUAUCCAUAUCGAUUCAACAUGGCAACUCAAAAAGGUAGAGUCACGGUUAGGAUUGUGAGUUCUAUUCCUCAGUUUAUUUGAAUGAUUACGUAACUAUUGACGAGGAUAAACACAAACAUUGCCCAAUGCGCCGUGUAUUGUUCAUUUCAUUGAUAUGUGAAGUGCUCAGUCGUUGACAGUGUUGUCGUGAAUUCUCAGUUUACCGUAUUUGAAGAGCCUAAAUAUGGCGAAAGAUACUCAGACAAUGUUUAAGGACUUAACGCAACGUUACUUCCAUUGGAAAAUGAAGUGUUACCCAAUUUUUGCCACGGUCCAAGGCAUCCGUGAAUAUGACGGACUCAUGCCCGAUAGAAGCUUGAAAGCAGUGGAGCACAACAAAUCUCAAUGUGAACAAUUCCUCAGGGAAACGAAGGGCGUUCUUGCCAUCCCUGGAUGCCAUUUAAGCCAUAAACAGAUCAGAUAUUUGAACCUAAUGAUUUUUGAAGUCAAGUCUUGUCUUGUGGGACACUCUCUUGGGGGACAUUUCUUCCCCGAAGUGAAUUUUCUCGAAGGAGUGCAAGAUAAAUUGCCCAGGUACAUGACAUUGGAGCAUUUCUGCAAGCUGGAGACAGUAGAAGAUUGCAAUUUGGUCUUGGCCAGACUGUCGUCUGUUUCACGAUAUUGCGAAGGGAUGAUCGAGGCGUUGGAAGCUGGCAUGAAAGCUGGGAUGACUUAUUCGAUUGAAGCCUUGAGUCGAGUUCCAAAACAAUUUGAAAGGCUUCAAGUCCAGGACGUGACUCAAUCAGCAUUUUAUGCCCCAUUCAUGGCCAUGAGCAAAACUGUAAACAUCGGCCAAGAAGAUGUCCUGAGAAUUCAAACGGAGGCCCAAAAUAUCAUAAAGCAAACAGUUCUGCCAGGUUUGAAGCACUUGAGUACUUUCAUCAAUGACAUAUACUCCAGAUCCAUUCGCAAAUCCCCCAGUAUAUCAUCUCUUCCUAAUGGUGAUGAAUUCUACAAGGCUUGUUUGCAAUUCCACAGCUCAGUGAAAGAUUUGACCCCUGAAUAUGUCCACCUGUUGGGGGUCAAGUUGGUCCGUGAACUUUUGGAAGGAGUUAGCAAGGUUGCUAAAUCCGUUGGGUGGAAUGGUGGACCUCAAGAAUUCUUAAAACAUGUACAAAAUGACCCGAAGCAACGGUUUCAAUCGAAAGCGGAGCUGGUUGAGUACAUCCAGGACAUGAUCAAGAACAAGAUUGGCCCCAAAAUGAAGGACGUCAUCGAAGAUCGAUUUUUAACACCCGAAUUCUACCACGUGGAUGUGGAACCCUUGCCCCCAGGUAAUGGAGCCAUGGCUUAUUAUUCAAGAGCCUCGCAGGAUGGUCGUCAGAAAGCGGCCUUUUGGCUCAAUUUGGAGAAGGUGGAAAACUUCAAGAAGUUUGAACUCAUGUCUUUGGCAUUGCAUGAAGCCAUUCCAGGUCAUCACUUUCAUUUGACACUCUUUAACCAAAUGUACGGAUUCCCAGAUUUUGUGAAGAACCCGGUUUACGACGACAUUUCUCUGUCUCCCAGCCGAGUUCCUUUUUAUACAGCGCAUAUCGAGGGUUGGGGUUUAUACUCAGAAUACCUGGGAUUCGAAAUGGGUCUUUUUGAGAACCCCUAUGAUCUCUUGGGAUACUAUUCGUGGAACUUGCUGAGAUCGGUGCGUUUAGUGGUCGAUACGGGUCUACAUCACUACAAUUGGACCAGAGAGCAAGCAUUGACGUAUCUGACUGAAAAUACGGCCUUGAGCCGCAGGAAUUCUGAGGGUGACAUAGAUCGUUACAUCACUUGGCCGGGACAAAGCAUCUCCUACAAGUUGGGCCAGAUCAAGAUCCUAGAAUUCCGGGAGCAGGAACAACUCCAUUGGGGCGAUAAAUUUGAUCUCAAGAAGUUUCACACGAGAGUCCUGGCUCGUAUUGGUCCUUUGGACGAAUUGAGCUCUUCCACUUUGGAGUAUGAUGAAAGUUAACUUUAUUCUCAUACGUUUAGAAUACAAAAUGUGUCAAUAUCUGAACAGACAUAUAUAAAUUGAUCGUUAAACCGA
This is a messenger RNA of Tigriopus californicus, 2079 nucleotides long. RefSeq lists its product as uncharacterized. The transcript has 2 exons. The coding region runs from base 244 to 2004 and encodes 586 amino acids. The record is from RefSeq and is a predicted model, not a curated record. Lineage: Eukaryota; Metazoa; Arthropoda; Copepoda; Harpacticoida; Harpacticidae.